This is a messenger RNA of Drosophila montana, 3678 nucleotides long. RefSeq names its product docking protein homolog (gene Dok). Gene Ontology annotation, biological process: positive regulation of MAPK cascade; cell surface receptor protein tyrosine kinase signaling pathway; Ras protein signal transduction. Bases 237 to 2270 code for a protein of 677 amino acids. The record is from RefSeq and is a predicted model, not a curated record. Gene Ontology annotation, cellular component: cytoplasm. Lineage: Eukaryota; Metazoa; Arthropoda; Insecta; Diptera; Drosophilidae. The transcript has 3 exons.
UGCAGCACACAGAAUGCAGCUCUGGGAGCGCAUAAAUAAAUAAAGUUACUCGAAUUGUUGGCCAGCGGCUGCGUUUAUUUUUGUUGCGGUCAAAUGUAAAUAUGAAGUGUGAAUCUCUAAUUGCAUAUACCAAGCAAUACAAAUCGUUAAAUAUUUAUGAAAAUUGACAAGAUCGCGUUUUGUUACUGGCCAAUUGAAUACGCAAACGAGAAGCAUCGGCAACGGGCCUCAACAGAAUGGAUGUUGAAAUACCUGUUUUGGCUGGAUAUCUUAAUGUUCCAACACAAACUGGAUUUUCGCUAAAUCGUAUCUCGAAAAAGAAAUCAUGCAGUCGCUAUUGUCUCCUAUUCAAGGCCAGUCGCCAUGGCAUCGCACGCCUGGAGAUUUGCGAGAAUAAAGAUGACAAGAAUCCAAAGAUCUUCACCCUUGAGAAUUGCGUUAAGAUCACACAGGAGCCGCCGCCAGCGAAUCUCAUACAGAUUGUCAAGCGGAAUGGUCAGCUAACCCUCAAUACGAACAGCGAUGAGGAGCUCAAGGAUUGGGUGACUGCACUGCAAACGGUCGCCUUUUGCGACAAUAGCGGCCUCCAUGCCGCCCACGGUGCCAUCGAGGAGGACAAUGAUCUAUAUUGCAGCUCAUUUGACGGUUUGUUUAUUAUAACGCUGAUACCCUCGGAGGCGUCCAUUCGGUGCAACAUCGAGCCGCGCACAUAUAUGCUGCAGAUGACGCCAACGGAACUGCAGCUGAAAUCGGAGGAUCUGAAUGUGACAAUUGCCAUGUGGCCGUAUCGAUUCAUACGCAAAUAUGGCUAUCGGGAUGGCAAAUUUCAGUUUGAGGCGGGACGCAAGUGUACAACGGGCGAGGGCGUCUUUACGCUCGAUCACACCAAUCCGCAGGAGGUCUUCCGCUGCAUGUCCGCCAAAAUGAAGUCCAUGAAGAAGCUGAUCAGCGGCGACAGCCUGAGCAGCAUUGAAUGCGGCGAGAAUCAGUUCAGUGCCGCCGCCUGCAUGGAGCCCGGCUCGCGCAGUCCGCUGCCACCAUCGCCAUCGAGUAAUCCGCAUGCCGGCGAAUUCGAGAUCAAUUCCACGCAGAGCUGCAUAUCGCUGCGCGGCUUCAUCAGCUCAAAUGAUUCGCUCAAUAAUUUUUCGGCCAACAGCAGCGCCGGCACCGGCACCGGAGCUGCCAACAGCAUCAGCCUGUCUGUCUCAUCGCAGGCCGCCGCCGCAGCCGCCGCCGCCGCCGCUGCGGCCGUUGGCAAACACAUUCCCAAUAAGCCGCCGCGCAAGCUGCCAACGCCGUUGGAGAAACUGAAUGUGGUGAGCCCGACGGCGACGGGUCUGCUGACUGGCCAAACUCAAUGUGAUAAAUAUAAGAAUCUUGUGAAAUAUGAACCGGUUGCCAUAACAUCAUCAUCGCCCUCGGAUGCCAACAGCAAGAACAGCGGCUCGGCUGUGAUACUGAAGCCGGCAUCGCCGGAUCCGUUGCGUGGCAGUCCGCCGGAUUUGCCGCUGCGCAAUGAGAGCUGCGGCAAGCAGCUGUCGCUGGAGCGCGACUACGAGUCCAUUGAGAACAUAACCGAUGCCUGGAAGACGCGCGGCGUUGGCGAUGUGCGCCACUGCGAGCGCAUACCCGCCCUUAGCUGUGACAGCGAUUUUGUGCGCCAGCGUUCGUUCGCGCAGCGCGACAAGCGCAAGGAUCUGAGCACCAGCACCUGCAGCAGCACCCCCAAAAUUAUUGACAUUGAUAUUGGUGAGGGCGUCGGUGUGGGCGUGGGCGUGGGCGUCGGUGUACUGAUCUCGCCGGAUGCCAAUUACGAUCGAUUGGACUUUCUGUCGCCAAACAAUAAAACCUCCAGCGGCUACAAGACAAUUGUGAAUGUAACGCUGCCCACGAAUCGCAUGCGCAGUCCGCCGCCGCCGAACGAAUAUGAACUGAUUGCUAGUCCAGAUACUGAAAGUUUUCGCAAGGCCGAUGACAGUCAUCUUGGCUAUGGGGUCCUGCGCAAGUCCACCAAUAAUACUGCCAGCAGCAACAACAACAACAACAGCAGCAAUAACAAUAAUAAUCUUAUUAAUAACAAUAAUACUAAUAACAACAACAACAAUACACUGCCCGCCACUAACAACAGCAACAACAACAACAACAAUGCAGCUGGCACUGGCCACUGUGCCACGCCCACAACGAACAAGAGCAACAACGAUGCCGCCCUCGAUCAUCGCAAUUACAACGGACUCAACUACACGAUCGUCAGCAAGCCGAAGCGCGUAUGAGAGCGAGACGGGCAAGCGCCAGAGAGAGGAAGUGAGAGAGAGAGAACACAGACAGCUACAUAGAUAGUUAGACAGAGAAAGCGAGAGAUAGAGCGAGAGAGAGAGAGAGAACAGAGCACAAGAAUUCUCAUUUAGAAAACGAACAAAAAAUUGAUAAAGCACAUAGAAAGAGAGAGAGACAGAGGCAGAGGCAGAGAGUGAGAGUUACAGACAGUGGAUAGAGAGAGAAAGCGAAACAGACAAAAAGAUAGAUAGAGAGAGAGCGAGAGAGAGAGCGAGAGAGAGAGGGAGCGCAUUUAUAGGCAAUAAUUUGUAUACAACCAGUGGAUGAUCUCUAGCGCUCUCGUUGCAUUUACAGCCCCAAAACAGCACAGUCUUAAAAAAUCUUAAGAUCAGAUCAUAAAUCGUUUAAAGAGUAGUAGUAUUCCAUAUGGAAUUAAGAUUCUUUAAAAGGGCAGCAGCCCGAAGUGCGAUUAGACUAGGUGAAUCCAAACCUAGCCAGAGAGUUGUUGUCUGCAGUCUUCCAUGUAGCUCCUCAAAUAUUAUGCCUAAAAAAUAAAUAUAUGCAGUCGAGCUAUUCUAUACAAAAUUACUCUCUUUAUUUGUCCAAUUAGUUUAUUUAUAAUGUACCUUUUGCUGUUCACAAAAUGUCUAAUUAGUUUAUUUAUAAUGUAUCUUUUGCUGUUCAAAAAAUGUUCUGUCACAAAUAUCGAAUAACUUUGAUCAAAACUCGUUGUGUUUGUUGGUGCAAUAUUUGUUUAAUGUCCAAAUUAGUUUAUUUUUCAUAUUCUUCAUUCUGUUUCGUACUUCUUCUUGUCAUUAGCAUCGGGGCCAUAUCCGAAUCUCAGUUUCGAUUGAACCGCAUUGCAUCAUAUAAUAUUAACAAUAACCUACUUAAGAUUCGCAGAAAUCAAUGCAACUUAAGUCCAACUCAAAAUGCGUUUCAAGAAAUUAUCUUAAUCCGGUUUAAGUUAAAAUAUUGGUUGAUUUGAUAAUGAACUUGUUUUCAAUAUCUUAAGUAUGUUAUUCCAAUAGGAGUCUCAGUUCCAACUCUCUCAGCAACGGCAACGGCAACAAACAACAUCAUUUACUUGCGUGUACAUAUACAUAUUUAAUUAAUGCGAAUUCUAAUAUAUAUAUAUAUAUAUAUAUAUAUGUUAUAUAUAUAUUGUUCGGGGAAUUUUGAUCUGUGUAAACGCCAUUUGGUUACUCGAUUUGUGCAUAUACCAAAAUUGUGGCCAGUUUUUCCAAUGUACUUUGAUUACUUUUAAUAUUCAGUAUGCAGUUUAUUAUUUUUUUUAUUUUUAUAUAUAUAAAUAUUAUUUUUUUUUGUAUUGUCGUCCCUAUUAAAUGUGUAAAUAAAUCAAACAAGAAAUUGUAAUAAAAAUUAUAAAAUUUAAAUGAAAAA